Molecule: messenger RNA, 1045 nt
Organism: Arabidopsis lyrata subsp. lyrata
Lineage: Eukaryota; Viridiplantae; Streptophyta; Magnoliopsida; Brassicales; Brassicaceae
Exons: 1
Coding region: 1-1044 (347 amino acids)
Source: RefSeq, a predicted model, not a curated record
AUGAGAUCACGACCUUAUGGUUGUUACGAAUUUAGAACAAAUCAAGUGAGUAAAACUGUAAGAGUUUGGGGUUGUUUCUUGGAUAACAAUGUCUCUGCUUUUCAAUCUAGUCGCAAAUCUCUCUGUAAGCUUUUACUAGUCGUUAUCAACAAAAUAUAUAAGUGUUUUGCUGUGUUUCCUUAUGAUGAUUUUUCUAGUUCCUUCCACAAACAAUCACAGGUUGAAGAAGAAAGUGAUCACAAGGAUGCUCGUUUCUUCUCUUCAUCUCCAAAGAAGCAAACUCCAUAUAUGGUACUUGAAGGUGAUAAAGUAGGAGAGUCUUCUGAAGCUGAAAAUAUCAUAAUGAGUUUCAAGUUGUUUGAUCUAAGUAAGGAAGAGAUCAUCCAAGUUAUCCACAAGUCAUUUCCGAAGUUGUUGUACGAAGAGUCAAGAGUCAUUGGAAGCUCGCGUGGCUGGAUAGCUUUUAUGAGCAAACAUGAUGGAACCGUACAUCUAAGUGACGUGUUCAAUCUCGGGUCCCUUAGAGUCAUUACUCUGCCUCCUCUUCCUGAUCCUAUGUAUCAUCCUUCCACAGCCAUCAUAAAUGUCUCCUUAUCCUAUCCGCCAGACCAAGAAGAUGAUUAUGCAAUGUACAUCAAGUUCUUAUGCUCCGAAAUAUAUUACUGUAGGCCUAAUCACCACUCGCAAUGGGUUCUAUGUGAUAGUAACGAAAUCCACACAACCGCCUCUGAUAUCGUAUAUUCCCCAAGAAACCAAAUGUUAUUCCUCGUGAUAAUGGGAGCAAGUUUCUUGCUUUCUUUUGAAGCAAGCUUAUACUCCAACUCCCAUGUCCUCAUCUUCUGCAUUAACUCAGCCUUGUUCAUGAAAUAUUUAUUAACAUAUAUAUCAUCAGCACCUUGUGUUGAAUGUACACCGCCUAUAGGAAUCGGACUACGAUCAGGAGCAGGAAGCAAAUCCAAUGACUUAUUGCCUAUUCCCUUUUCAACCGUUGAACAUGUAUCACUAUAUGGCACAGAGAUGGAAGAAAUUCCGACUGUUGGAUGAG